AUGCUUAUUAAAUUCAUCGUAUAUAUCUUAUUCAUGAUGGUAAAUAGUUGUUCAUCAUCAUUGUUAUUGGAAAAAUUAAGAACACAUAAAGAUAUAACAUAUUUACCAGAAUUAAGUUCAGCAAAUGAAAUUAAUAUUCAUCAAAAUUCACAAUUUCGUUUAUCAUGUGCAUUUUUAUCUAAUUUUGAUAAACUUAAUGUAUUCUGGUAUCAUAAUGGUACAUUAAUUCAAUCAUUUAUUUCGAAAUCAAUUUUGGAAGAAGAAGAUGAUAAUAUUGAAAGUUCUUAUCUUGCUUCUACAAUUGUAUCAACUAUUGAAAUAGAUCAAACUAAUAUUGAUAUGAAUGGAUUGUAUCAAUGUGUAGCAACACAUGAUCAAGUAACUUCACAACAUAGUUUUAACGUUCAUGUUAAUGCAAAAAUCAAUUCAAAUCGAAAAACAAUUCCCGAAGAUGUUUUCAUUACUGUUCAUACAUAUCAAACAUUAUUUGAACCUCGUAGUGAAACAUCAUUAAUGUGUCGUUUUAAUAAUAAUCCAAAAGAUGAAUGUGUAGUGCAAUGGUUUAAUCCAGAAGAUGAACCAUUGAAUACAUUAGGUGAAAAAAAUGAUUUAUUACUAAAAAAUGCCAAUUUUGAAGAUCAUAUGGGAUUAUUUAAAUGUCAAAUUUGUUGUCAUGAGCGUUGUCGAACAUUAACAUCAUUUGUCUAUCCCGCUGCAGCUGAAAAAUAA
This is a messenger RNA of Adineta steineri, 729 nucleotides long. The record is from the annotation of a GenBank genome assembly. Lineage: Eukaryota; Metazoa; Rotifera; Eurotatoria; Adinetida; Adinetidae.